This is a messenger RNA of Somion occarium, 909 nucleotides long. The record is from the annotation of a GenBank genome assembly. Lineage: Eukaryota; Fungi; Basidiomycota; Agaricomycetes; Polyporales; Cerrenaceae.
GCUGGCGGCGCUCACAACUGCAGGGUCCUCUUCUUCCUUACCACCAUGGCCUCUACUCCGCUCAAUCUGUUACCACAAAGCGAAGGGUGGCUUCCCAAAUGGCAGCUGUUCAUUGCUGUCGUAGCCGCUUUUAACACGGUGCAGAACUUCGCCACGUUGAAGUUUACCCGAAGAGUGUACUGCAAGAAACCAGCAGAGGUGACGCCACUCCAAGCACGGACAUUUGCGGUAUGGACCUUGCUGUCUGCCGUUGUGCGUUUCUACGCUGCGUACCAUAUACAUGACAAGUCUAUCUACGACAUAACUCUCAUUAGCUAUCUAAUUGCCUUUGGUCAUAUCACUUCGGAGCUAUUCAUCUUCGGGACGGGCGGAACCCAGUUCCCAUCCCUCAGUCCCUUAAUCGUCUCCUCCACAUCAAUGGUCUGGAUGCUCACCCAGUAUGAUUUCUACGUGAAGCCCUAGACUCUGUUCCUCGGUCUAUGACCAAAACUAUCAGAACACUAUCUUACGUCUGCUAUCUGUUAUGGUUCAGCUUGCUGUCAUCUAGAAUGGACUCUGUUUCUACGUCCUUGUUUAUAGUUGGACUUGCCUUCGUAGUUUCAGCUACAUCAAGAACGGCCUAUCAUUCCAAGCAUGUCUGACGGCAUAUCGUACAUUCCUCUGUCUCAGACUUCAUACUUGGUCAGUGGUUCGAUGUCUAUUCGCAACACUAAUUGCAUGGAACCGAGCAAUCAAGGAGGAACAUUUCGAUAUCAACGGAAGAUGAUACAAAUACACGUUGUCGAUUCUAUAACCGCGCAAAUGUCAUCUCAAGCAUGUUGUACUGGCCCACGUUCACGCCAUGUAACACGUCCCUAUAGCUCUCCCGCGAUGAUGCCACCAACGUGCUACAUGGCAUUGUUCAGUUCA